GGAACCGCGAUCGCCGCGCCGCCGCGACCGCAUCAGUUUAUCGGCGGAGAGCGAGACGCGAAGUCGCGAGAUUUCCUCGUUUUUCCAUUAUCAGCGUCCGCUGCCAGCAUCAGUUUCCACCAAAACUCUGCUCGUUUUCCAUCGCUCGUAGUCAUCUGUUCUACCUGCGGAUCGCGGAAGACCGUAAUUCAGCCCUUUUCGUGGCGGUUUUCAUUCAUACCCACCGUUUAAAUAUCGAUAGAGACUGAGAGGAGCAAGAAGAAGAACAGCCGAAGAAGAAAGGUGUGCCAUGGUUUUAACGACGAUGACUUGUGACCGGUGCUAUUAUGUGCGGUGAUAGUGUGCUGUCAUUCAUGGAUAUUGUUAAAAAUUAUUGGCCAAAAUAUAGUUUUCAAAUAAAUGAAGAUCAAGUAAUGCGAUUAUGGCGGCAACCGACGGUCAGAUCACAGUGGCGGCCGCGCGAUGGGCCGACGAGGGCAGCUACCUGCGCGAGUUCGUCGCCAAGCACCAUUUGCCCGCCGUGGUGAAGAUCAUCAAGGGCCAGUACGGAGGCCUGGGCGUGCCCACGCUGCCCAGUCCAGGUUUGCAGAGCACCGCGCUGCUCGUCUCGGCAGGGAAGCGGCAGAAGAUCGUGGCACAGGCGGUCAAGAUUAAAGAGGGCAGGAGAUUGGUGUGCGUGGGACCUAGGCUAGUGAUACCGGACAACUAUUCGGGCUACUUCGAGCUGCUGAGCGAAGAAGGCCGAGCCGUGCGAUGUAUCGAGAGCGUUGCUGAGCUGGCGCGCAGGAAGCCGGAGGAGGGCUGCCUGGUCAGGGAGACAAUCAGGGGCGUGCAGGUCAAGACUGAGAAGGACGGGGCGGUUGGUACGCCCGAGGGUGCCAGGACGAUCCCCGCGGGGGAGAUACUGGUGCCGGCGGGGGAGGCAGUGUUGCCCGGGUCCAAAGGACGCUAUUUAAAAUGCUUGGAUAUCCGAGGUGAUACGAUUCUGCUCGGUUUGGAGCAGAGGGGCAAGUUCUCUGCCCUUGCCCGCGAGGACAACAUCAGUGGCGUGCACACCGCUAGGAACUUGCUGAGCAAGCGACUACCCCUUACGGUGCGCCUUGUGCACGGCACUGCCCCUAGAGGGCUUAAGAGUCCCAGUCAUUUUGUGCCAGAACUUAGGUUAUUGUCAAUAUUUGAAGAGGAGCAUAUAUUCGCGCUACCCCUUCAAAAAGAGUCACAUAGCGUAACUGCAUUGCCGCUGGCGGCGCCAUUGAAGGUGCUGCGCACCAGAAACGAAGAGCAGCUGCGCGGCAUGUCCGAAUUUAGUCGAUUAGUAGAUAAAUGUACGAAACUAGUAGCAGAAGUAGCUGAUCGCAUUCAGGUUCUCGAUGGUAAACUGGGCGACUCGAAAAAACAGUCGCCUACUCAGUCAGCCUCAGCCCCCGAACCCAAGAACGGGUUCAUGCUGCGCCGCAGUGCCUCCUCCGACUCGGCCAACCACCGAACCAAACAACACCACCAUCGUAAAGACGAGAACCGGGUCCCAGUUUACAGCAAAGACUAUGACGAGAUCGACCAGAUCUACGACUACGUUCGUGGCUUUGCUCCUCUACCCAAAAACAUUCGAUUACCCUUCUCCGACCCUUCACCUUCACUCACAUCUCACAGUUCAACCCCAUCGCAUCCUGUAACGGAUUUAACCAAACCCGAACCACCUCCGAUCGAGACCAUACCUACGAAAAAGCUUCAGGCGGAGAAAAGGAACAGAAAGUCGGCGUCUUCGACGAUAAGGGAGAAGGAAGUGCCUUCGAAGGGACACCACGUCCAUCAGAAGACGCCGCCGGGGUUGCCUAAGUUGUAUUUGAAGAACGGGCAUUCGCAGAGGGGCAGGUUGCUGAGGCAGAAGAGCGCUUCGCCGAUGAAGGAGACGCCGCCCAGUCCAAUGUCGAAGAGCGGGUCUCCGUUGUUUAAUAUUCGGUAUAAGUCGCUCAAUAAUCUCCAGGCCAUGGAACUGGACGGCACCCUGGACUCGAGUAAUUCCGGAGGUCGGGCUUCGGGUGAUUCCGGUACUGGAAACAAACAACCGGAAAAACGAUCCCGGAAGCUGUCCAGACCGCGUAGUCUCACCAACUUGGUAUGGGAGACCAGGGAACAUCCCGACAUAUCCAUGCCCAUGGUAGAGAAACCGAAAAAAAUCGUUGAUCCAGCGGCCAUAGUUUACAAGAAAUAUUCCAAGUAUUCUGUCAAUGGGCAGAAGAACAGGGGCACCCUGUAUUUGUAAGUCGAGUUGGGCACGGAACUGGGCAGUAAAAUUAUUAGAAUUUUGUUUUGGCAAAUUUAAAAUAAAAGAAAACUUCUUAUUUAAAUAAUAGUGUGAGACAACAGAAUUUAAAGAUAUUAAUAAUUUAUUUAUUUUUAUAAUUAUUUCUUGCCUGUGUAGGGCUAUAAAUUAUGGAAUUUUAUUUUGUUUUAUUUUCAACAGGCAACAGGCAACAUUUUUUAUCAAACUUAAUAUAAACCAUUUGUAAAAUUUUCAGGGCGCGUAUGAUAUAUCUAUUGUUACAAUUAAAAAAAUGUUCGUCUCUUAUAGAAGUGCAAAAAACGGCGUCAGAAACCCUUGGGGAAUGGCAAUCAAUGAUAAUUUUGGCGAGACUAGAAUUUCUAGACGUCAUCUCGUCACUUGCUAAAAAUUUACGUAAAUCUUGUCAAAAGUUAACACUAUAUAGAAUGAUGAGAAAAGGAUAGAACGUUUCCAGACACACAAACUUAUUUCCAAAAAAAUAUUUUUUAUUUCGAAAUUUAAUCUACACCAUUUAAAAAUAAUUUUUACUCGAUAUGAAAAUAAAUAACAACCUUCCUAAGGCAACCAACUGGCUGCAAGUGCCAAUAAAAAAUAAAGAAGUUCGCCAAAAUGAUCAUCGAUUGUCAUUCCCCAGCCGUCUUUGACGCUCUUUUUUUUGGUCGUAUGGCAGGUCUGGAUAGAGACAACAGUUUCUAUUUACCAUUUUUAAAAUAAAAUGAUAAAUGAAUGAUCCUGCGUCACUAAAAAGUUUUUUUUUAAAUUUCCCGGAAAAUUUAGAAAAAAAUUGUCAACGUUUUUUUGCAAAAAACACUAUUGGCGUAUUUCUCAGCUCGAAAUAUACGGCCAGUUAAAAUACUUGCACUUAUUAAAGAGACAUCCUUUAUAGGGCUUCGUUGAAAAAUAUAGUUCAUAUCAAUAUCUGUAACAUUCUUGAUAAUUAUUCAAUCUUUACCUUGACUAAAAAUCUUGAAUUUAUUUUUUAAUGAAUGUUAAAAAAAAAUAAUGAAACUAAAAAAAUUGUAGCUUGUUAAAUGUGAGACAAAGUAGAAGAGUAUCAUUUUUAGUGUACGUCCAUAAUGCACCAGCUUCCCGCUUUAUCGCGGCAGACUAGCAGUGAAAAAUAUAGGAACAAUAGUAUGGUCAAAAAUAUAGGAACAAUAGUGCGUGGUCAUAGUGAGCUAGUCAGUCAGCUUCAACCAGCUUAAACUGCUUUUACUCGUUUUUAUCAGAAUGAAUUAUUGUUUCUUUUUGUCGCUUCACCCGCUCAACAGUUUUAUCACAGCUUUUGAAACCAGGUCUAAUCUAACUCCCUCACACAACCAAACUUAAUCUACUCUGCUCGGUUCAUUUCUAAACUUCCAAUAAAGACGAAUGGUGACGCAUUAGCACAAGUCAAGCUAUUUACUUACAAAAUUAUUAAAAAUUAAUUGAUUUUAAUCAUAACCAUCUUGUGUCCAUCUAUAUGCAUUGGCGUAACUACAGUGGUGCCCGGGGGUGCCGGGCCCCCCCUGGUACUGCUGUGCACCCCCGAGAGAAAUCUUGAAUUAUGACUCUUGGCUACGUAUUAAUUUUAUUUGCUUGUGAUGUAGUAAAAAUGACGUUUUCUAGUUUUGUUUAGUUAAAAUUAUUUUGUUGUGUUCAAAAAAUGUGUUAAUUUUUAUUUUUUUAGAAAAAUUUUAAGUAUUUAAGUAAUCUACAGGAACACGAUUUGAUAACCAAGUGAAAUGAAAUUUAUUGAUAGAAAAACUCAUAUAAACGUUUUAUUCAAAAAAUGUGUUUGUUAAUAUUGUUCUUCAUUUUUUAAAGAACAAAAGACCUAGGGCCCCCCUGGUCUCAACCCCAGGCCCCCCCAGGAUGAAUUGCUAGUUACGCUAAUGUCUGUAUGUCGCAGGAGUAUAGAAUAAUCCAGUUUUUUGCAAAAAGACUAGGCAUAUUAUAAAAUGCCAGCUUUUUAAACAAAAGAAUGAAUUUUUACAAAAAGCCUAUCUAUUUUCAGUCACUUUGCAAAAAAAACUAAUCAGAAUUAGGCAUAUGAAACAAUGACGAUAUUUUCUGUACACUUCUGCAAAAAGACUGUCUGUUUUCAGUAAUUUUACAAAAUGACAAAUUAAAAAUGAUCAAAGUUUAGUCAGCUAUGAGCAUAAGCAUAUUGAAUAAUUUACACUUUAAUAAAAAUACCCCAUAUUUUCCUAUACAGAAACAAUAAUUUAUGACAAAAUU
Messenger RNA from Sitophilus oryzae (rice weevil), 4504 nucleotides. RefSeq lists its product as uncharacterized. The record is from RefSeq and is a predicted model, not a curated record. The transcript is spliced from 7 exons. The coding region runs from base 422 to 2263 and encodes 613 amino acids. NCBI's taxonomy places the organism in Eukaryota, Metazoa, Arthropoda, Insecta, Coleoptera, Curculionidae.